This is a messenger RNA of Auanema sp. JU1783, 726 nucleotides long. The record is from the annotation of a GenBank genome assembly. NCBI's taxonomy places the organism in Eukaryota, Metazoa, Nematoda, Chromadorea, Rhabditida, Rhabditidae.
AUGCAUCUUUCAACGUUAUUAUUAAUUGCUCUUCCAGCUUUGAUAAUCUGUAAGGAUCCUAUUGAUCAGGUCGCCAAACAAGGAGCUGAAAUAAUUAGCAGCUCUCGUUUAACAGGACAAACUGUUCGUCAGUGUUCUUGCCAUGAACAAAGAGAGUGUGUGGAGGAUAUGAAAAAACAGGCUAAAGAAUGUGUACCAGCUUGCUUCCAACGUUUCUCUACGAUUACUGAUCGUCCAGAUGACUUAAGAAAAUGUUUUGAACAAAAAGAUGACAUCGUGCAGAACUUCAUGACCUGUAUUGAGGAUAAAGUUGAAGGCUGUGUGGAUCACGAUCACGGAAAUCAGAUUGACAAAACUGAUAUAUCUGCUCUAUUUACUAUCGGAGAGAAGAAGCUCACUCAUCACUCCGCAACGAUGGAUGCCAUAAUUGCUCCAAUUCGCAACGUCAUUGAUGCUGCCGGAGAGUUUGCUCUCUGUGUAAAAGAUUGUUUCCUAAAAAAGAAUGAGAAUGGAUUCUGUUUCGAUCGCAAAAACUGUCAACCCUUAAUUCUGGAAAACAAGGCUAAAAACUCCUUCAGAACCUGCACUAAGAAAGUUAACUGGAAAAGAGAAGCUGGAGAGCUGUGCGAAUGCUCCGUCGAAGCUGGCGUGACAGUACUUCGUCAAUACUGCUCAAUGUUCAGUUUAAUGGGACGUCGUCGUGGCUCUCAAUCAAAUCGUGGAUAA